GAAGUUUUAAGAUAUCAAGUUUUUGUUCAAUGAUAAUCAUAAAAUGACCGUCUGCUAAGUGUAAAAUGGGUUGGAGUACGUACAAUUAAUGCUGUCCUCUACGGAGACACUUUAACGUUUGCGCUUCACAGUGUGGCCACGAGUUACCACGUAAAUAUACCUCUUUAUCAGUAGAGGUGCUAGGACCGGCCUCGAUGACACCAGCGCACGCUUGGUGAAAGUCUCAGACGCAUAUUCGACUUUGAGUUACGAAGACGCCACCUAAAAAAUUAUAUUCUAUCGCGAUAAAUAUUAAAUUUGAUAAACAAACAAAUAUCGUGGCGUGAUUGAAUAAUAAACGUUGUGUGAGGGCAGGCGUGUUGUCGAUAGUUGAAUAGUGUUGUGCUUGGGCGAUAGACUGCCGGCGCAGUAGCACUUAUUCGCUACAAUGAUCGCGGCGUGCGCCGUCAUCUUGCUAGCGGCAUGCACGCUCGCAGACACAGAGACACAAUCGAUUAAUUCGAACACAAAUAACAUAGUACCCGCUGAACAGUACUUCAUUGACAAGAUAUUCGAUAAGUAUGGAUACAAAGGAGUCAUCACGUUCGAGGGAUUUGAACAUUUGCUGGACAGCCUCGGAUUGGGAGGACGCGUCUUUACGUCCCCACACGAUUUGGCACUGCACAGAAUAAAUGGCAGCUUCAAACAACUACACGAUACCCAGCACAGACACAAAAGAUCUCUUAGUGCAGUGACUCCGAUACUGAAAAAAUCAUGUCUAUCACCGAAAGAAAUUCUAAAAGUUUAUGGGAUAGAAAACGAACCGGGUAUCAUAACAAUCGAACCAAAAACAUUCCUGGAAAUGUGCCCAGCGCUGGUCUAUCAACUUGAUCAGAAAUCUUGUUACAAAACAGAGGCACCGGCUUUAAAACUAAAUAGACUGUGGACAUGGAUAUACGCAAGUUUAAGUAUCUUAGUCAUAAGUGCCACUGGACUUUUGGGAGUAGCUAUUGUACCGAUGCUAAAAUCAGCAAUUUUUAGCCACGUGAUACAUUUCCUGGUUGCAGUCGCUGUAGGCACUCUAUGUGGCGACGCUUUAUUGCAUUUAAUGCCACAUGCUCUCAAAUCUCACGGAACUCCAAACGAACCCACGGAGGAAACUGAAGUAAUCUUAAAAUGCAGUGUAACCUUCUUAACGAUCCUGUUAUUUUAUGCCGUGGAAGCCAUUAUGCAGACUCUUAAUGGCGGUCAUGCUCAUUCUCACGAUGCCCAGACGGCAGAAGAUAUAAAGGUGGAAAGCGCAAAACAAAUAGAAACUAUAGAAUUAGGGGCUAUAAUGCCUGGAUCUCCACCGCCACCAGUUGAGCGUCCUAUGUCUUCAACAGCUCUCAUGGUCAUAGUUGGUGAUGGCUUACAUAAUCUAACUGAUGGUCUAGCGAUAGGAGCAGCAUUCAGUGGAGAUCCAGUUACUGGGUUUGCGACAGCUCUUGCAGUUUUCUGCCACGAACUACCCCACGAAUUGGGAGAUUUUGCUGUACUUCUUCGCUCAGGCAUGAGCAUAAAGCGCGCUCUAUAUUACAACCUCCUGUCUUCUGCUCUCAGUUUCAUGGGCAUGGCAGGUGGUAUAUGGCUAGCGGAAGAUCAUGAAUCAGCAUCACAAUGGAUUUACGCUGCUACGGCUGGCACAUUUUUCUACAUAGCACUUGCAGACCUAGUGCCAGAAAUAAAUGAAAAUAAUAAAGGGAAAAGCGUUCAUUUACUUUUAGCAAUUUUGGGGAUAUUAACAGGUGGAGUCAUUAUGCUCAUGAUUGCACUUCAUGAGGAUUCGAUUCAAUAUCUGUUUAGAAAUACCGAAAAGUGAACAUCUUUGAUGUACAAAAUAUUGUGAUAAAAUAUGCAUUGGUACCUAGUGCCUUUUUAUGGUUGUUCAAAUGUUCGUCCCAGACUGUAAUAUAUUUAUGAUACAAUCAUAUUAUGGCCACCCCAGAUUAAAGCCUCGGUAAAUAUAAAAAAUAUAAUUUUAUACUUCCUUUUUUUGUAAGUAAUAAUGUUAAGUUUAAAAAUAUUAAAUAAAAAAAUCUAAACUUAUGUUUAUAUGUCAAUAGGAUGUUAAAUAUUGUUUUAUGUAAAUAUAUGAUUUAUAUUUAAGGGUUAUGUUUUAUAUGGUAACACUUGCGCGUGUGUGAACAAAAUAUUAUAGAUAUUUAUAUUGUAUAA
Molecule: messenger RNA, 2196 nt
Organism: Danaus plexippus (monarch butterfly)
Lineage: Eukaryota; Metazoa; Arthropoda; Insecta; Lepidoptera; Nymphalidae
Gene: Zip71B
Product: zinc transporter ZIP10
Exons: 4
Coding region: 428-1840 (470 amino acids)
Biological process (GO): zinc ion import across plasma membrane; intracellular zinc ion homeostasis
Cellular component (GO): membrane
Molecular function (GO): zinc ion transmembrane transporter activity
Source: RefSeq, a predicted model, not a curated record